This is a messenger RNA of Bemisia tabaci, 2725 nucleotides long. NCBI's taxonomy places the organism in Eukaryota, Metazoa, Arthropoda, Insecta, Hemiptera, Aleyrodidae. The record is from RefSeq and is a predicted model, not a curated record.
CUCUUUUUUACUCAUAUCUUUCAGCCAUCACCUUAAAUCACCCAUUACUUUAAUUACUGAACUUGCAGCUGAUAGCUCCACUGAUUAUAGCCAGCCAAUAGCGUGUAGACUUGUUGUCUCACCAUCUGUGACGUCAGCAAGUCUAUAAAAGUUUGUGCUGCCCAUUUCUCAUGGUCCUUCUACCAUCUGACCCGUACUAGUACGCUGUGCCCUUUUUCGCCCUUUUGGCACAUUUUUUAGUGUGACUACUCUUUGUAAUUCUGUAACUUCAAAAUUCUUCAAUACAAUCUUUUCGGCCCUUCAAAUAUAUUCUUAUUCUUGCUCUCCCACAAUCUUUGCUCUCCCACAACUUUUUAGUAAAAACUCUAAACUUAUGACAGUUUUUAUCUCGGAUCCCUCCAGUCAUCGUUGCGCUUGCCGUCUCGCGAGUUAUUUUGCGUGUUUUGCUUGUUUCUAGUUCCUAAUGAUGACUCGUUUCAUGUUGUUACUUCUAUCCAUUCAUACACUUAAUGCCCUUCUGAUGCCCGAAGAUGAAGCGCAAACAGACGACGGAAAUAAAUCCCACUUACCACCCCUUACGGUUGCUGGUGUCAACGUGGAGCACAAAGAAUCACGUUUCCUGAACACCGAAUUUUUUAUGGAUACGGUAGAGUCGAGGUAUUUCGUCGACAAGUCAAAUUUAAUUCGCACAUUUUUCGAUUUCCGGGGAAAUGAGCAUGUGGUUCUCCAUGGACCCAAGCGAUUCGGGAAAACUGUCAACAUGAAUAUGAUUCAAGAGUUCGUCGAAAUAGAAACGGACGAGAAUGGUCACACAGCCGACAGAAGCAACCUUACUAAGUGGAAUGUGUUUAAAAAACUUGCCAUUGGGCAGGAUAAAGAAGUCUUCAGAGAGUACUUUGCUGCAUUUCCUGUUCUUCAUUUGGUAUUCGAUAUGACUUUUACCUCAUACAAUGAUUUUCUAGACAAGUUUGCGAUCGUGAUCAAAAAAGAAUUUAAAAGGCAAGGAAGUAGGCACUUCUUCAAAGGCGGUAAUUACGUAUCUCCUAAGCCGGCAUUCGCGAAUGACCCUGAACUUGUGAGAAUAUAUAAAAAGUAUACGAUAGACCCAGAAAAUCUAUCCAAAGUGGAACUAUUUGUCGCAGGAUAUGAAUUGGCUUUUCUGCUCUACAGGAGAUUCAGAAGACGGGUCAUUGUACUCAUUGAUGAAUACGAUGCGCCGAUAACACAAGCAACGCUCAAUCCUGAUAUUUCAAACGAUGAUGCUGAAAAAAUCAUUACGUUUCUCACCACAUUUUUGAAGAGUUUAGUAAAACCUAGCAGAGCGGGUGUUAUCGAGCGUUCACUGCUUACUGGCAUCACCACAGUAGGGAGUACAAGUAGUAUUGGAAUCAAUAAUCUACAGUUUUGCCGAAUAUUUGAUGAUCCAAAAAUUGCCCCGUAUUAUGGAUUUACACGGGAAGAAGUCAUACAUCUUACCAAAAAUUUUCGGUCGAAGAUAAGAUUGACGCAAUUACAGAUUAUUACGAUGGCUUCAAAACAGAAAAAGGCUCAUCCAUGUUUUGCAUGGAGUCGGUGAUUAGUUUUUUGGAUUCAGGAAAAAUUAUCCCAUACUGGGACCCUUUCGGUCGUUAUUUUGAUUCUCUUUUCGAGUAUGAGCACUUGGGCGGCUAUCUUGAUGCAAACAUGGAUAAAGUAAUUACCAUUAAUAUCGAAGACUUAAUAGAGAAAGAAGAUUUUCUCUUGCUCAAAAAGUAUAUUAAACGUAAAAAUUUUACAGAAGAUCGUUAUCCCACCUUCAACUUGAUCUUACAAAUGCUUGUAGAAGAAGGAGCAUUUACAAUUGUACGACGCUUCGGUUGGAAAAAUGCUCACAUUAAAAUCCCAAACCUCGAGGUUAAAGAGCAACUUUUUGACAAAAUGUAUACAACAGAAUUUUUAUUAAAAAAAUUCAUGAUCUCAAAAGAUAUACUUGAAAAAUACACACGCAGUGCAAUCAUUAUAGAAAAUGACAACAGCCGAUUCAUCGAAUUUAAAAAUUCCAUUAGUGCGCUGUUAAACCAAACGAAACCAUUGAAUGAAGCCGACAUGCAAGGUGCUUUGUGCGGAGUACUACAAAGUCACGCAUCCAUAGUAAGCAAGUCGGGGAUACUUUAUGUAAGUAAAGGAGGUCGGGUGAAAAACGUCCCUAAAAAACAAAGUAAAUCCGAGAACCACGAUAUGUCCGAAUUAACAACGUCAAAAUAUGACUGCUUAUACGUCUUGAGAAACCUGCGAUCGGGAGAUGUUGGUAUAUUACUCGAACUGAAGUAUAAAAAGGAAUCGUCGAUGCUAGCAUUGACUCAAAUUCUCGAUCGUCAAUAUUACAAAACAUUCGACCAAGAUUUAAAAAAACGGAAUAUCUUUAAUAUAACAACAGAAGUUUUAAUUGGAAUUCAUUAUGAUCCUACGGCUAAUAAAACAUCGCUAAGUUAUCUGUGGAACGAUCGAGAUCUGGAGAAAGCUCAGCACGUGUAGUUGGUGUGUACGUAUCCACGGUUCUAUUUAAACAGUUUUAAUUUUUCUGGAGACCUGUAGUGUUUUGUUCUAGAUAAAAAUUUUAAGGAAGGUCUCUAGAUUAAAACAGCGGGGCGCAUUUUCGAGAUCUUCGAUAUUGAAGGCUAAAGUGGUGGCAGAGGCCCAUAUGUGUGACCGCAAAAAUUCACGGCUGGUGGAAUCAAAUUAAAAU